AUGGCGGCGGCGGCGCCCCGGGCCAAAAGCCAGCGCCUGCGGUGGCACCUGAAGCUGUCGGGGCAGCGGGAGGAAGCAGCGGCCGCCAGGGCGGCUCGGUUGGACCUGCUGCUCCCCGAGGAGCCGGGGUUCCUGGAGGCUGACCCCGGCGAGGACACCUGCACCAUCACCCAAGGGGACAUCGCCGAGGCUGUGGACAUCGCCAGUGCUGCUAAGCACUUUGACCUGAGGUUGGAACAGUUUGGGCCGUACCGGCUGGAUUACACCCGCAACGGGCGGCACCUUCUGCUGGGGGGCCGACGGGGCCACGUGGCCGCCAUGGAUUGGCAGACGAAGGCGCUGAUGUGCGAGAUCAACGUGAUGGAGACGGUGACGGACGUGGCGUGGCUGCACACGGAGACGCUGCUGGCGGUGGCCCAGCGCCGGUGGCUCCACGUUUAUGACAACCAAGGGCUGGAACUCAACUGCCUCAAGAGUUUUCCCGGCGUUUUACAGCUCCAAUUCCUGCCUUACCAUUUCCUCUUGGCCACCGCGCACAGCAACGGGACGGUGACGUUGUGGAGUCCCACUGUGUCGGAGCCACUGGUGCGGAUGCUUUGCCACCGUGGUGCCCUGCGGGCACUCGUCGUUGAUCCCACCGGCACGUACAUGGCAUCAGCGGGGCUGGACCGCAAACUGCGGCUGUUCGACCUGCGGACGUACCGGGUGCUGCAGGAGCUGGUGCUGCCGCAGGGUGCCGGGCACCUCGCCUUCAGCCAACGCGGGGUGCUGGCAGCCGCCUGCGGUGACCUAGUACAGGUGUACAAGGGAGUGGGGAAGGAGGUGCCACCCCAACCGUAUCUCUGCCAUCGCCCGCCCCGGCCACCACACGGGCUUCGCUUCUGCCCCUUUGAGGACGUCCUCGGUGCCGGCCACAGUCACGGUUUUACCAGCAUUUUGGUGCCAGGUGCCGGUGAAGCCAAUUUUGACGCGUUGGAGAACAAUCCCUAUCGCAGCCGGCGGCAGCGGCAGGAGUGGGAGGUGAAGGCGCUGCUGGAGAAGGGUUUCGACCCCCAGGCCAAGGCCAAAUUCAAACCACGGCGACGGGCGAAGGGCAACAACCUCCUGCACCGCAAGCGGAAGGUGGCCCACGAGGAGCAGCGGGCUGUUAUCCGUCAGAGCGUGGAGCAGCGAGAGCAGGAGAAGAAGGGGAAGAGGAAGGAGAGGAGGAGGGGGGAGUCCUCCCUGCCCCCAAAACGUGGGGCCCUCGACCGCUUCAAGAAAUAA
Molecule: messenger RNA, 1266 nt
Organism: Haliaeetus leucocephalus (bald eagle)
Lineage: Eukaryota; Metazoa; Chordata; Aves; Accipitriformes; Accipitridae
Gene: WDR46
Product: WD repeat domain 46
Exons: 13
Coding region: 1-1266 (421 amino acids)
Biological process (GO): maturation of SSU-rRNA from tricistronic rRNA transcript (SSU-rRNA, 5.8S rRNA, LSU-rRNA)
Cellular component (GO): nucleolus; small-subunit processome; 90S preribosome
Molecular function (GO): protein binding
Source: RefSeq, a predicted model, not a curated record